AUGACAUCGCAAUUAUGCUCUGGGGAGAUUCCGCAUUCUCUCCUCUCAGCUUUCUGGGUCGAAUCAGCAGGGUGUCCUUCUGUUGACCCUCGCGAUGGCACCGCCAUUCCGAUUGUGAACGGCUUCCGCGGACGCCAUCUUAAUAGAAUUCCCGGGCGUGCAGUCCCCCGAACUCCCAACGGCAUCUAUUUCUUCAACACAAAAACGAAAGCCCUUAUUUCUGUCUCAAACUCAGUCGCCACCACCCCCAAUGGCCUUACAUUCUCUCCUGAUGGAUCGACUUUCUACGUUGCUGACUCUAACUCAGCCUCGGGCAAGCCCAUGAGCCAUUCUCCCUCCAGUUUGCUUAAUGUGUGGGCCUUUGAUGUCAAGGGCUCGAUUUUAAGCAACCCACGGCUGGCUUAUUCGACUGAGGCUGGUGGCCUGAUGGACUUCAAGUGA
Molecule: messenger RNA, 441 nt
Organism: Penicillium arizonense
Lineage: Eukaryota; Fungi; Ascomycota; Eurotiomycetes; Eurotiales; Aspergillaceae
Exons: 3
Coding region: 1-441 (146 amino acids)
Source: RefSeq, a predicted model, not a curated record